Messenger RNA from Ostreococcus tauri, 1725 nucleotides. RefSeq names its product NAD(P)-binding domain. Gene Ontology annotation, molecular function: oxidoreductase activity. The coding region runs from base 1 to 1725 and encodes 574 amino acids. The record is from RefSeq and is a predicted model, not a curated record. Lineage: Eukaryota; Viridiplantae; Chlorophyta; Mamiellophyceae; Mamiellales; Bathycoccaceae. The transcript has a single exon.
AUGUUCGCCUCCGCGUCCGCGCUCGCGCGGUAUUUCACCCGCGCGCCCUCCACGUCCGCGCCGAAAAAAUCGUCCUCAUCGUCCACCUCGCGCGUCGUUCGAGCUACGGCGUCCGCGACGACGGAGAGACGUAAAGACCACGUCGUCGUCAUUGGCGCUGGAUGGGGCGGUUACGGCGCCGCCAAGGCUCUGUGCGAGUCCGGAUGCCGCGUCACGCUCAUCGACGCCGCGGACGACCCCACAGGAUCGACUGGGAUGACGACGAAGAGCGGGAAACCGUUCGAAGCGGGCACGAGGGGAUUCUGGAAGGAUUAUCCAAACAUUGAGGCGUGCGCGCGCGAGAUGGGCGUGAAGGAGAGCGAGGCGUUCACGGAGUUCACCCCGAGCGCGUUCUGGUCUCCGGAUGGAUUAGAGGCUACGGCACCGGUUUUUGGGGAUUCCUUGGCGCUUCCAAGCCCGCUCGGUCAGGUUUUCGCGACGUUUGAUAACUUUAAGCGUCUGCCGCUGAGCGAUCGAGCGUCCAUGGUUGGGUUGUUGUAUGCGAUGCUGGAUCUGAAUCGGGACGAAAAGACGUUCGAGGCGUACGAUAGGCUCACCGCACACGAGCUUUUUAUACGCAUGGGCUUGAGCAAGCGAUUGGUGGACGAUUUUAUUCGACCGACGCUGCUUGUAGGAUUGUUCAAGCCGCCAGAGGAACUGUCUGCCGCCGUGGUGAUGGAAUUGUUGUACUACUACGCGCUCGCACAUCAGGACUCGUUCGAUGUUCGAUGGAUCAAGACGAAAAGUAUUUCCGAGGUAUUGAUCGCGCCGUUGUGCUCGCGGUUGCAGAGCGAGCACGGAUUGAAGGUUGUCGGAGGCACAUUUGUGAACCGCGUGGACGUUGAUGAGGUGACACGACGAGCCGAGGCGGUGCACUGGGCGUCGAAGGACGGGAAGGAGGGCGUUAUUGACGACAUAGAUGGCGUUGUGUUCGCUCUCGGUGCGAAAGGAAUGAAGAGCGUGGUGUCCAACUCCCCAGUGUUGGCUCGCGUCGCUCCAGAGUUUAGCGCUGCGGCUUCUCUUGGCGCAAUCGACGUAGUGGCUACGCGCAUUUGGUUGGACCGUUACGUCAACGUCCACCACCCGGCAAACGUCUUCAGUAGGUUCAAGGAGUUGCGCGGAGCCGGUGGCACGUUCUUCAUGCUCGAUCAGUUGCAAAAGGACACUGAGGUGGAGCUGUGGGGGGGCGAGGAGCCAAAAGGCUCAGUCAUAGCUGCGGAUUUCUACAACGGCACCGCGAUUGCGUGCAUGAGUGACGACGACAUCGUCAAACUACUUAUCGAGCAGCUACUUCCUGCCGCCGUUCCAGGAUUCAAGGGUGUUGAAGCGCUGGACUUCGAAGUGCGCCGUUAUCCUGGAGCUGUCUCCUGGUUCUCUCCUGGUUCGUACCUGAAGAGACCGCCGCUCGAGAGUCCGUCCGUCUCUAACAUCGUCUGCGCGGGCGACUGGGUUCGUAUGGGCGAUAAAGAGCACGGAGCCAAGGGUUUGUGCCAAGAACGAGCGUUCGUGUGCGGGCUGGAGGCUGGAAACUCCCUUCUCCGUCGAGGUAUCAUCACAUCGGGCGCUCCCCAUCCCGUGAUUCCCAUUCGCCCCGACGAAGCCCAGGUCGUCCUCGGCCGCGCGCUGAACAAACAAUUCAUGGACGCCCUCACUCCAUUCGGCCUCGCCUCGCCCUGGAUCCGCUGA